Chlamydomonas reinhardtii is the source of this 2184-nucleotide messenger RNA. RefSeq lists its product as uncharacterized. The transcript is spliced from 6 exons. Gene Ontology annotation, molecular function: DNA-binding transcription factor activity. The record is from RefSeq and is a predicted model, not a curated record. Gene Ontology annotation, biological process: regulation of DNA-templated transcription. Bases 293 to 1297 code for a protein of 334 amino acids. Lineage: Eukaryota; Viridiplantae; Chlorophyta; Chlorophyceae; Chlamydomonadales; Chlamydomonadaceae.
CAACCAUUUGCACAAGGCCAGAGGGUCCAAAGACGCGAAACUUAAUAGCUUGGGCAGGCAUAACGUGAGGCAAACCCGCUCUCGCCGCCUCCUUAACGGCCCCGCCUUGCUUGCCUUCGCAAGUUGCACGCAUAACUGUGGCAAUUACAGCCGUGCACUGAUAGAUAGGCUCACAGAUAACUGGUUGCACUACGUUGCGCCAGCUUCCGCAAGGCCCUGCAGCAGUGUUCCUAGUUUUGCUACUCUUACUGCGUUUAUUAUUCGUUAGUAAAGACCAGCAAUCUUGGCAGCAAUGGAGCUUGGACUCGCAGAGAGUCUGGGCGACGCCGACUCCCUAGCAGCCUACCUAAAUGGCAGUUUCAUCGGUGGAGGCUCGCUGGAGCAGACGCUGGAGGCACCUUCAUUUUUAGGCGAGCUCGCUGCCAUUACGGGGUCUAUGGAGGCUCCUUAUGCGGCGGCAGCACCUGAGCUGCCGGCAGAGCUCAAGCCAGAGGAGCUGCCUUCGACAAGCGGCGCAGGCUUCCUGCCACAGUCGGAGGCGGGGCCGAUGUCCGAGGCCGGGCUCUCCGCCGAUGGCGGGCUUAUGUCGGAGGACGACGCGGAGGGCGGCGCAACGUCCUGCAAGGGCGGCGGCAAGCGCCGUCGGCGGAUACGCACCGAGAGGCAGCAGGUGCUGAAUCGCCUAGCACAGCAGCGAUACAGGCAGCGCAAGAAGGAGAAGGUCCAGGCGCUUCAGCACAACGUGGACGCCUUGCAGAUGCAGCUGGAGCGGGUCAGCUUCCUGGAGUCGCAGUGCGACUCACUGCGCGGCACGGUGGCUCAGCUAGGCGCGGACCUUGCUGCCAAGGACGCGGGGCUGGCGGCGGCGCAGGCGCAGCUGCGGCAGGCGGCGGUACUGCUAAAGGGCGCGCAGGACAAAUGCGCUUCGCAGGAGCGGCAGCUGGCGGAGCAGGCGCAGGCGCUGGAGGCGCAGCGCUCACAGCUGCGUGUGUCCAACCUGGCCAGCCUGGACCCCCAGGCCCUGUCCGACCGGCUGCUGGCGCUGGUGAAGGAGGCCUUCGCCGCCGCUGCCGCAGAGCGCAGCUCGGAGAUUGACGGCUCCGGGAUGGCGGCGCCGGCGGCGGCUGCCGCGGCGCCUUCGGCGCCGCCACCGCUGGCGAUGUCGGAGGAGGUGGUGGCGGCUCUGAGCCGCAGCCUCACCAGCUGCUGCCGCGAGCUGGUGUUUGCUAGCAAGGGCCUGGGCGGCAAGCAGGCGGCGGCGGAGGCACCGUCCGUCAUCCCCGUGCAGUGCUGCUAAGGCACGCAGGGGCGCUGAGAGACGUUUGGUGCUGCUGGCGCCGCCGCCAUGGAGGUUGGCUGCCAAGUUUGCCUCGCCGCCAGCAAUUCAGGCACGGCGCGGGAUAGCAUGCCAAUGGCGGUGGUGGGUGGUGCUGUGGACAUAUGCCGUGCGCGGUGACUGUACUAUGGCUCUUGUUCGGCGCUCAUAUGCGGUCGACGAAUCGGAGAUCCUCUUUCACAACGGAACGCUGCAAACUCUACAUAUGCGUGUCACGUGUCGCGUGUCGGGUGCGGGUGUGCAGCACGGCGGCACCCGACGCAUGUACGGUAGUUUUCCAUUAGGCCCUUGACUGACAGACAGUACUGAAGGUAUAGGUUGUUAUGUAUGAUAUUCUGUAGCUAACAGAGAGGUAGCGAGUUCCAGCGGGCGGGAUGUUGCAGACGGUACUGACGCCAAAAGUGUUGUGCGGUGCUGUGGUGGGGCUUGGAUGGAUCCACGUGGUCACAAGCGAUGCGGGAUCGCACGGAUUGCAAAGCAAGCAGGUCGUAGGCUAUUAGUGUUGCCUAGGCUGCUAGCUUUUGCGGCCACCUAUUCUUCGGGAUUACUGCAGCCGCUGUAUUGAAGGUAGACAGCGUUAUCAACGGAUGGUGGUGAACUGAUGGAGCGGCCGACCGUGAGCCUCUCAGAUAGGCUGUAGGUGGGUUCGGCGCGCGUACUGCGGAUGCGCACAGGGUCAGGUGCACCUGUGUGACAGUGACAUAAGGCCGAAUGAGGAUGGACGCGAGGGGGAAGGCAUGCGUUUCGGCAGAUGUGGAGUAAUGAGUUGAGGCCGGUGCAAAAAGGAAGAUGAGUAGUGGAGAACACGGGUGUCUAGUAGUCCUGUGUACCUGUAACAGUUGCAAGUU